Molecule: messenger RNA, 1020 nt
Organism: Exophiala bonariae
Lineage: Eukaryota; Fungi; Ascomycota; Eurotiomycetes; Chaetothyriales; Herpotrichiellaceae
Exons: 1
Coding region: 1-1020 (339 amino acids)
Molecular function (GO): oxidoreductase activity
Source: RefSeq, a predicted model, not a curated record
AUGUCUAGCUCUCUUGCAAGCAACCAGCCGGCAGGUUCCAAGAACCAUGUGGAACAUGUCGCAAUCGUGGGUGUGGGUGGAAGAUCAGGCGGUGCCAUUGCCAAAGCCUUGAUCCAAGCCGGAAAACAUAAGGUGACGGCGAUUACUCGACCGGAUAGUAUCAACACCAUGCCAACUGGACUACACGACGUAAAAAAGGUUGAUUAUAACAGCCAUACAUCGCUCGUUGAGGGGUUCAAAGGACAAGAUGUCCUGAUCAUGACCAUGCCUGUCAUGUCACCGAAGGAAACGCACAAGAAGCUCAUCGAUGCCGCCGUCGAGGCGGGUGUCAGCUGGAUCAUGCCAAAUGAAUGGGGUGUUGACGUGGCAAAGGUCGAAAUGGGUACCGAUGUCCUCGUGCGUGACGGCAUUAUCUCUAUCAGGGAGUAUAUUGAGCAAGUCGGUGGUGACAAGACGUCAUGGAUGGGUCUCUGCACCAGUUUCUGGUACGAAUUCAGCUUGGCCGGGACCGAGGCUAGAUAUGGUUUCGAUUUCGACAAGAAGGAGCUUACUUUGUACGAUGACGGGACGACCAAGAUCAACACAUCGACUUGGCCACAGGUUGGAAGAGCCGUUGCGAACCUUCUCGCGCUGAAGGUCCACCCUGAAGGCGAGGGAGACACAACCCCCAGCUUGGCCCAAUUCAAAAACAAGCCGGUGUAUGUUUCGUCUUUCUUUGUCAGUCAACGAGACAUGUUUGAAUCUGUCUUGCGCGUGACAGGUGAUGAUGAGAAAGACUGGAAGAUUACCCAUGAAGAUGUUGUGGAACGAUUCAAGCGUGGUCAAGAACUUCUGAAGCAGGGCCAAAUGGUCGGUUUCGGGAUCCUUUUGUAUGCUCGGUUGUUCUUCAAGGAUGGAGCAGGCGAAACGAACAAAUUACUCGCAAACGACAUACUUGGGCUCCCGAAGGAAGAUUUUGAUGCGGCCACGAAAGUUGCUGUUAAGAUGGCACGAGCUGGUGAGACCAAUGCCAUUCAUUGA